Molecule: messenger RNA, 3831 nt
Organism: Mercenaria mercenaria
Lineage: Eukaryota; Metazoa; Mollusca; Bivalvia; Venerida; Veneridae
Product: mucin-2-like
Exons: 5
Coding region: 50-3196 (1048 amino acids)
Cellular component (GO): membrane
Source: RefSeq, a predicted model, not a curated record
GUAUCAAUCAGUGUGUCUUGAAUACAUCUUUUUAAAAUUAAAUUUAAAUAUGUGGAUAUUUACAUUAGGGUUAUUUCUACUGACUAUUUUAUUAAAAGAAGAGAGUGUAGCAGCGGUAUCGGAAAGCAGCUGUUCAUUCAUGCCACAGAAGACCUGUGGAUUUACUGUAAAUCAGAGGUGGGCGAUUCAGAAUGGAACAUUUAAAUAUAGAUUUCUCGUCAUUCCUCCCAGUCCGGACAAAGAUGGCUAUUUUGCUUUGUUUCAAACAAGCCAAGUACAAAACAAAACGCUAGAUACCAUCACAUCAGGAUUCGUGACUGCUGGUACAUACUGUAUAAAAUACUGGAUGUUCGCACAAUCGGCGCAAACUCAGCUGUACAUUAUUAAACAUACAACAGAAAAAGAUUACAACAUUUCUUCUUUUAAAAAUGCAACUCAUCACUGGAAAGCUUUUGCAAUACCAGCAUCAUCGUCCUCGGAUUUUCAGGUGAAAUUUCGUUCAGUUGUGACCGACGUUGUGACCCACACUGGACAUCAUAUAACUCCUCAUAUAUUCAUUGGAUUAGAUGACGUACGGAUUGUGCCCAUAAAUGAUACCAACGAAUGUGUAAGCUCCGCCUCUACAACUUCAGUAACCACAGAGACUACACCUGAACCAACCACAACUGAUAUACCAGCACAAAAAUACACAACAACGCAGAAACCAACCACAACGCUUAAAACGACACAUAAACAAACAACAACGUCAAUACAAACCACAACGCUUAGAACGACACAUAAACAAACAACAACGUCAACACCAACCACAACGCUUAAAACGACACAUAAACAAACAACAACAUCAACACCAACCACAACGCUUAAAACGACACAUAAAAAUAGAACAACGCAGAACCCAACCACAACGCUUAAAACGAUACAUAAACAAACAACAAUGCAGAAACCAACCACAACGCUUAAAACGACACAUGAACAAACAACAACGCAGAAACCAACCACAACGCAUACAACGACACAUAUACAAACAUCAAAGCAGAAGCCAACCACAACGCAUAAAACGACACAUAAACAGACAACAAAACAAACACCAACCACAACGCACACAACGACACAUAUACAAACAACAACGCCAGCACCAACCACAACGCAUAAAACGACACAUAAACAAACAACAACGCAGAAACCAACCACAACGCAUAAAAUGACACAUAAACAGACAACAAAACAAACACCAACCACAACGCAUACAACGACACAUAAACAAACAACAACGCCUGCACCAACCACAACGCAUAAAACGACACAUAAACGAACAAAAACACAGAAACCAACCACAACGCUUAUAACGACACAUAAACAAACAAAAACGCAGAAACCAACCACAACGCAUAAAAUGACACAUAAACAGACAACAAAACAAACACCAACCACAACGCAUACAACGACACAUAAACAAACAACAACGCCUGCACCAACCACAACGCAUAAAACGACACAUAAACGAACAAAAACACAGAAACCAACCACAACGCUUAAAACGACACAUAAACAAACAAAAACGCAGAAACCAACCACAACGCUUAAAACGACACAUAAACAAAGAACAACGCAGAAACUAACCACAACGCUUAAAACAACACAUAAACAAAGAACAACGCAGAAACCAACCACAACAUAUAAAACAACACAUAAACAAACAACAACGCAGAAACCAACCACAACGCUUAAAAGGACACAUAAACAAACAACAACACAGAGACCAACCACAACGCUUAACACGACACAUAAACAAACAACAACGCAGAAACCAACCAUAAUGCUUAAAACGACACAUAUAAAAACACCAACGCCAGCACCAACCACAACAUAUAAAACGACACAUAAACAAACAACAAUGCAUAAACCAACCACAACGCUUAAAACGACACAUAAACGAACAACAACGCAGAAACCAACCACAACACUUAAAACGACACAUAAACAAACAAAAACGCAGAAACCAAACACAACGCUGAAAACGACACAUAAACAAACAACAACAAAAAAAUCAACCACAACGCUGAAAACGACACAUAAACAAACAAAAACGCAGAAACUAAACACAACGCUGAAAACGACACACAAACAAACAAGAACGCAGAAACCAACCACAACGCUUAAAACGACACACAAACAAACAACAACGCAGAAACCAACCACAACGCUUAAAACGACACACAAACAAACUACAACGCAAAAAUCAGCCACAACACAUAAAACAACAGCGCAAAAAGCAACAACAACGCAUACAACGACAGACAGACAAACAACAAUGCAUAUACCAACUACAACACAUGUACCAACAAAUAAAGAAACAACAAUGCAUAAAAUAGAUACAACAUAUUCAUCAGUCAACACGCAUAAACUAACUAUUACGAAUGAAUUGUCAACAACGUCUAAACCAACUAAGACGCAUAAACCGUCCACAGUACAUGGACCAACCACCAUUCACAAAUCAACCAUGACGCAAAAAACAGACAAAAUAAUCAAAACAACAACAACGAUACAUAAAUUAACAGCAACUCAUAAACUAACCACGAAGCAUGAACUAAUCACAACUCGUAAACCAACCGGUACGCAUGGAUCAACAACAACGUCUAAACCAGCUGAGACGCAUGAACAAACCUCAACACAUAACCUAACUACAACACGUAAACAAACCACAACGGAUAAACUAAUCACAAAAUAUAAACCAAACACGGCGCCUAAAUUAACCACAAUGAAUAAACUCUCCACAACUACUAGACAAUUAACCACUGGUAAAUUACAGACAACAAAAACGUCUUCUCAUUUAAAACCAAUGACAACAACACCUGUUCUAAGUGGCAAAAAUAGUCAGCAGAAAGCAGCAAUCAAAACUCCAACUAUUGUUGGGGGUGUAGCAGGAGGGUUGGGUGCGCUUGUAUUAGUUCUUGUUAGUGUUUAUUGUUAUAUGAGAUAUAAGGGUAGAAUGGAGUCUCACAUAUCUAAUUAUACGGAUGAUGACAUACAGGCUACUUUCGAUAAAAGUGUAAAGCGAAAUAGUAAUGACCUUACUAUGCAACAACUAAAUGGAGUAAAUAGUGUGAAUAAUCCGGAGUACGCAGCUAUGGAUAUGCAGCCUAUCAACGAUCCUACUUCAAGAUUUAGUGCACGUAGUUUUGAUAAUAAGGUUUAGAUUGACUCAGUAAAAGACAGCUAGACUAAGUAUACAAGCGUAUAUAACUCCAAAAUGUACAUGAACUCUUUAUUAGCUGAGGUGUUAAUAUCCUGUAAUAAAAUCUGGAUCAAUGCUGGUUGCAAAUGCACAAUGUUCGUUCUCAUGGUGCGGCUCAAUUAUAAAGUUAUCAGCUAUCAGCCUGGGUAUUUGAGGAAAUGUAAUUACAUUGGAUGGUGCGCACAGAUUGAAAUGUUGAUGUUUCAACACCAAUUUCAGAAUGAAUUUCCGGUUUAAACGUACAUGUUUUCAUUUGCUACUCACAUUUAUUAAGUAACUUUGUAUUUCAAUCAGUUUUCUCAUUGUGGAACUGAAAAUCAUUUUAAAAUAUUUGCUGACAGCAUGCCAUAAAAGGAAUUGCUUGAAAGCACUGUCGUGGAUUAGGAUAAUCUAAUAUUUGUUUCAACUUCUAAGUGCAAUCCUAAGUCCCAAUAAGUAAAAACAUUUAAACUUGAUGUCCAUGGUCAUGUUGAGGUGACAUAAUCAUGUACAUUCCAGUGCGAAAAUGUUACUGUAUGCUCAACAGUAUGUAUAGAAAACAGUUAUUUUCAUAAUACGAUCCUGUUUAAAAUCACUAAACUUCGCUUAUUGUUUUA